AGCGUGCGGGGAGCCGGCGGAUCCCAUGUGCAGGGGGCGGGACUCGGGCGCGGGGCUCGGCGGGGUCCCCGCUCGGCUGCAGCGGCGCCCGGGCCAUGGCUGGCGGGGCCCGUGCUCGGGUGCCAGUGACAUUUGAGGACGUCACUGUCUAUUUCACCCUUGAGGAGUGGGAGAAAUUGACAGAACGGCAGAAGGCGCUGUACCGGGAGGUGAUGAGGGAGAAUUAUGAUCAUCUGAUUUCACUAGGGUAUCCAGUUCCCAGAGCUGCUUUUGUGUUGCUGAACAAUCCGGAGGAAGAGCCAUUGUUCUGGGAGCAUCGGGAUCUGGAAGAAAUAGAAUUACCUGAGACAGCUGAUUUCAGGCUCCUAAUUAAGGAGGAUGAGGAUGAUAAGGAAACUGCUGAGAACCUGGGACAACUCAAGACACCAUUCAGAGACCCGGAAAAGGAAUAUAAUUUGCUUUUUUCUAUCCAGGGCAACCUUGCUGUGGGGAGGAGACACAAACGAGCUCAAGCCCACCUGAAAGGAAAGCAUGUUGGAACCACAAAUCCACAGCAGCUCAGUCCAGAUGAGAAACCUCACAAAUGUAGCGAAUGUGGGAAAAGUUUCCAGAAGCGCGGGAAUCUGAAACGCCACUUUUGGACGCACAGCGGGGAGAGACCCUACCCCUGCCCGGAGUGUGGAAAGAGCUUUCGCCAAAAGCACCAUCUGUUAACGCAUCAGAGAACCCAUUCAGGGGUGGCACCGUAUAACUGCCCCCAGUGCAGGAGGAGCUUCAGCACGUCUGCCCGCUUUAAAACACACCAGAGCACCCACCUGGGAGAGAGGGCGUUUCAUUGCAGCGAGGGCGGGGAAGGCUUCCAGACGUGCAGGGUUCUUCAGGUUCACGCUGGGGAGGAGCUGCACAUACGUAAUGACUGUGGGAGAAGUUUCAGCUGUAAGCAAACCCUUAGGGUCCACCAGAGAAUUCACGCUGGAGAGAAACCUAACAGAAGCCCUGGCUGCGGGGAAAGCUUUUCCACGUCCGUGCAUCUCAAACUGCAGCAGCAGAUCCACAUGGGGGAGCGGCCCCAUACGUGCAACGAGUGUGGGAAAAACUUCCAGAAGAGCGAGCACCUGAAGCGGCACAAUCGGAUCCACACAGGGGAGCGACCCUUCGCGUGCACGGCGUGCGAGAAGAGCUUCGUCCAGAAGCAGCACCUGGUGAAGCACCAGAGGAUCCACACGGGCGAGCGGCCCUACCUGUGCAAUGAGUGCGGGAAGAGCUUCCGGUUACGCAGGGAUCUCGGCGUUCACCAGCAAACCCACACGGGAAAGAGGCUCCACGUGUGCGAGGCUUGCGGGAAGAGCUUCAGCCACAGGCAGUCGCUCGUGAGGCACGCGAGAACUCACGCCGGGGGGAGCACCUACACGUGUAACGACUGCGGAGCAGGCUUCGCGGUGCACAAGCAGCUCCAACAGCAUCGGCAAAGUCACGCUGCGCAGAAGGCCUCCGAGCACACCUGCAGCGAGUGUGGGAAGGGCUUCCGGAGGAGCGAGAACCUGAAGCGCCAUUUUCACAUGCACACAGGGGAGCGCCCGUUCCUCUGCACCGAGUGCGGGAAAAGCUUCAUCCAGAAGCAGCACCUGGUGACGCACCAGAGAACCCACACGGGCGAGCGGCCCUACCUGUGCAGCGAGUGCGGGAAGAGCUUCAGCACCGGCGAGUGCCUGAAGAUCCACCGGAGAAUCCACACGGGCGAGCGGCCCUACCUGUGCAGCGAGUGCGGGAAGAGCUUCCGGACACACCGGGUGCUGAAAGUUCACCAGCAAACUCACACCGGGGAGAGUCCCUUCAUCUGCUGCGACUGCGGCAAGAACUUUCGGCACAAGCAGUCUCUGGUGACGCACCAGAGGACGCAUGCUGGUGAGAAGCCCUACAGCUGCACCCUUUGCGGAGACGCCGUCAGGACUCUCCAGCUCCUCAGGAUGCAUCAGCACCAGCACACAGGGGUCCGGCUUUACACCUGCAGCGAGUGCGGGAAGAGCUUCCAGAAGAGCAAGAACUUGAAACGCCACUGUAAGACUCACACGGGGGAGAGACCUUACUGGUGCACCCAGUGCGGAAAGGGCUUCAUUCAGAAGCAUCAUCUCCUCAAGCAUCAGCGAACCCUCCAUGGGGACAGAGCACAUGUGGGUGGGGGAUACGCACCCGUCUGCCCCCAGGGUGAACGUCUGCAGUGUCCCCUGGAAACCCACCUGCACACGGAGGAGCUGAGUGGGGAGCUCCCAUUCCGGGUGGUCAUUGUCGAGGACUUUCCUUUUCCUGGCAAUGAGGCACCGGGGUAAUAGUCCAUCUGGAAGGAGAUGGCAGAUGAACAUCUCAAGCAUUGGGAACUGAAUCCAGGAAAAUCUCUUGGGUGAGUGAAGAUCAACAAAAAGAUAUUGGAGAUUCUCCCAAUUGCUGUGAACAUCUAACGAGCCACAAGAAAUCCAGGGUAACCAUCUACCCCUUUUAAAUAUGGGGAGAAGUAGAAACACAUAUCUGGGGAAAAACUCCUCAGCAAAGUGGCCGCCUUAUGGACUUAGGAAUGGCAGGAAUUCUUUCAGGUGUAUGAACUUCUGCUCAGCCAGGGAAGGCUGUCAGAGAGCGACUUUCAGAAACAAGCAAUGAACUGUUCAGCACAAGGGAGCUCACACAGGAGAGAGGCCAAAUCGAUGGGUGUAUGACUGGAGAUCACUGAGCAGAGUAAUAACCAAAGGAAGGAGACGAGAUGUCUAGCGUGGUGAAGGGGGAAUCAUUGGAAAUAACAGGCGGAAACGGAGCAAUGGUAAAUGUAGGCUGAAUCUCAGUCCUACUUGUCUGUGACACGGUCUCCCAGAGGAAGCUGUGGAAGCCCCAAAGCUGGGACCUUUUACAAGAAGAUUGAGCAAAGCCUGGGGGAGCGGUGCUGCCAUGGCAAAGGGGAGGAGUGGUUAGGGUGACCAGACGUCUCGAUAUUCAGGUGUUUGUCCCACGUUCUGACCGAUCUUUGUCCCAAUAUUUUUUGCUCCGCCGGCAGCACUUGGCUCUUUUUUUUUUUUUUUUUUGCUUUGCUGGCGGACUCCCUCCCCUGCCCCUUGUGUCCCGAUAUUUUCUCCCUCUCAUCUGGUCACCCUGGGAGUGGUUGAGGUGGCUUAAUAUGUGUCUCGUGUUCAGCUGCAAAAUCAAGUUAUCAUCCACAGCAGACCAGUGAAGGGAGAAACCGGGACUCGAGUACAACAGCUGGAAAUGAAAACCAGACCCAAGCCACCUGUUCGAGGGGAUGCCCAGUUAAGGCCAGAUCCUCAGCUGGUGUGAACUGGUGUCGCAGCAGUGACCUCAAAGGCGCUAUCCCAGUUUACACCAGCGGAGGAUCAGGCUGUCCUUCAAAGUGGUGCCCAGAGAAAGGACGUGAGUGGAUUUGCCGUUUGAAAACGCCCCAAGUAAUCGCCAUGCAAAUUUCAGAAAUGCUCCUGAGAAUGAGUCCUCCUCAAAUCUAUAGGCCAAAGGCAUCCCUGAUGUAAAUAUCCUGACUUCAGUGGCAAUACACCAGUGAUUUGUUUGGCCUUGGUCUCAUACUAUAAACAGGAGAUGAAGCAUUGCCAGUGUUUGCGUGUAUUUCACUACUUAAAGAAACAAGCUGGCUGGGCUGUCGCAGACAGGCCAACCAGUCGUCCAGCCUUGGGUACAGGAUAUCCCACGUGCUUUGUUUCAAGGCAGUUCUAUUAGAAACGUACCAAAGUUUAUCUGGAGAAAAGACCCGACAGGGGGUACAGAUGAGUUUUGUUUCUUUCAUCGUGUCCAGCGUGGAGCACCCUGAAGGGUCAAGUAGGAACACACCCAGUAACCCCCCAAGGGCUGAAGAAAGCUCCUUGCCCCAGCAGGUGCAGAGGGAGCCUUGUGAAGCAGGUUCCCGCAGGCCGGUUACAAGAGCCCCGCUUGUGAUGCUGAGCUCAUGGGAUAAAGCUGGGAGGCGGGCAUUAGCCAUCUAGAGAUGUGGGGCUGGGCUGCUUGUGGCGCAGAGCGUUCUGCCCACCUGCCGAUGCCCAGGAGAGCAUGCAGCACCGCCUGGGAGGGGCUCAGCACACAGCAUCUUGUGCAGCUUCUGGAAAAGAAAUCCAUGUGAGAGGUCAGCGCUGCCCAGCAGCAGGGGAGGUGGGCAGAGGAGAGAGCAGGCAUUGGAGGAUCCCGGACUUCCACGGGCGCUGUGCAAGAGAGGGCCAAUAAACAGACUGCCCUCAACAGGAGUUGUGGCUGAAUUUUGUCCAGCAGGUCUAACGGCGAGAGCAUUGCGGGGGAAAUUCAGCCCAUGCAGAUGGCCUCUGCACCUCUCAAAUCCCACUUCGGCCAGCGGCCCCAGCGUGCGCACACGUACACUGGCGCUCAGCGGGCGAGCACAAGUAUCACUAGCAGUCUGGCUGUGGCAGCAAUGGAGACAUGACUGAGCUGGGCCGAGUACAAACACGCCUGAAAGCAGCAGGUCUGUGUUCUGCACGGCUCAGCUGUGCCUCCGCUACCCGUGCUGCUGCCGCAAAACUGCUAGUGAUACUUGUGCUAGCUUGGUGCGAGUGUGCGUGCACAAGCAGGAGCCUCGUGCCCUCGCACGGAGAGUAGACAUAGCCUCGGAGCGAACAGCUCACGAAAUGUAGCCACAGAGGCAGGUAUGUUGUGAGCCACAGCCUAGGAGCCGUGAGCUCCUGAGUUCUGGCGCUGACUCGCUUGGGGGCUUGGGGAGAUCAGGUACUGUCCUGGUGACCUGUUUCCUGCUGGCUCAGACACAGGGCAGACGGGAGGGGGUUGGGAGGGUUAUCUAGCACUUGAGCUUGGCUUCCUUGUCCCCUAAGGAAGUUAGCGGUGGGACGGGAGAGCAAUCCGGUUAGCUGGGGUGGCUUGGAUGCUUUGGGCGCCAUCCCUGUUCUGUCAGGAUGUGCUGACACUGUACGGGAGGGACUCGUAGAGUAACCCUCAGCUGCCUGCUCUCCCCAUGGCCUAUCUGGGGCGGGGGGGAGGUUCUGAAUCAGAGGGUUGCUGGGUCUAGCUUCUUGUGUCUGUUCUGCUGGAGGCUUGGCAUUAAAGCAACAGCAGGUGUGUAACAUGGAAACACCUGCUGCUGCUUCAUGGAAUCAGUUUGGCUGAUUCGUGUUCUCUGUUUCCUCUGCCCCCCACCUGCAUUUUUAUCCAGUGCCAGAAAAGAUCUGGGUUCCGUUAGCGCUCAGCUGUGUCAACUCUCGUUUGCCACCUUAACUCAGCCUCCCCCCCCCCCACUGCAUUGGUGGCAGCACAACUAGUCACUGUACUCGUGGGGGCAGUGUGUCUAGGGGACUGACGAGUCGGAGACUGAUAAAUGUGGUUUUACAGGGACACUGGGGCAUGGGACAGAAAGCACAAACCUGUGGGCGAAAUGACCCUCCCCUAAAUGAACCAAGACUCUGACCUGCUAAAGAUGCAGGGAAACUGCAGCUCAUAGGUCUGAGUCCAUCAGUGAACAGGGCCCAGGAGGGCUUCCAGUGGGGUCUACAGGUCUGGUCAAAAUGACGGUGACGCUCUAGGGAGUUGCUGUGCAUGACCUGGCUGGGAACGGUGCUACUGUAGCCACCCCAGCCAACCACUCUAACAACCCAGUGACUAUUCCCCUCUGUCCCUCUAAGGCUGUUCAACUCAGCGGGGUGGUACGUGCUGUCUGGCUGACUUUCCCCUGAGAGGGGCUGAGGGUAGGGUCUUUUCUGACCAGGGACCUCACUGCAGGAACUCCUUCCCCGGGAUACCUGCCACAGCCCUCGGCGCUUUGCUGGGAGGGUCAGUCCAGCCGGGACAUUUUGGACUCCAUUUUUUUCUCCACAAGGAAGGAAGGAGGGACUUGUAUCUAAAGCAUUGGCGUGGGGUCAGGACACCCCAGGUAUUUGCGUGCGUGACCCCAACCAGGUUGUGAGACUUAAUAGUAAUGAAGCAUUUUGAAAUGUUUGGAAAAAAAAGUGCUUGGGAAUGGAAAAGCCCCGGGGCCUGUUCUAUUUUCUACUUU
Molecule: messenger RNA, 6019 nt
Organism: Mauremys reevesii (Reeves's turtle)
Lineage: Eukaryota; Metazoa; Chordata; Testudines; Geoemydidae
Product: oocyte zinc finger protein XlCOF6-like
Exons: 4
Coding region: 96-2327 (743 amino acids)
Biological process (GO): regulation of transcription by RNA polymerase II
Cellular component (GO): nucleus
Molecular function (GO): RNA polymerase II cis-regulatory region sequence-specific DNA binding; DNA-binding transcription activator activity, RNA polymerase II-specific
Source: RefSeq, a predicted model, not a curated record